GGUGCACAUGGCUGAUUGAAGGUUUUACACGCAGAGAAGAACUAAGUUCAGCACUGGCUCGAGAGGUUGCUGAGACCAGCACCUUGCACCACCUCCUCGGAGCAUGGACAGAAGAGGCCAAGCAAAGAGAACCAGGGAUGAAAAAGUGUUGAACUGCUUAUACCCGAGGCCCGGUGCCAUUUUCAGGCUGAUCUGCUUUCCCUGGGCGGGUGGCGGCUCUCUUUAUUUUGCCAAAUGGGGCCAAAAGGUUUAUGAUUCGCUGGAAGUGUACUCUGUACGGCUUGCUGGAAGAGAAAAUCGGUCUGAAGAGCCUUUCGCGAAUGACAUCUAUGAGAUAGCUGAUGAAAUCGCUUGUGCUUUGCUGCCCCUUGUCCAGGAUAAACCAUUUGCAUUUUUUGGCCAUAGCAUGGGAUGCUAUGUUGCUUUUCUGACUGCCCUGCACCUGAAAGAAAAACAUAAGCUGGAACCAAUCCACAUUUUUCUGUCAAGUGCAAGUCCUCCCUAUUCAAAGGCCCAGAUUCCGAUUCCCAAAUCGGAUGGCAAGUCGGAAGAACAAAUUAAACGUUUCGUUAUGGAUUUUGGAGGCACCCCAAAGCGUCUCAUAGAAAACCAAGAAUUUUUGGAACAAUCUCUUCCCAUGAUAUUGGCAGACUGGAACAUUGUAAAUAAAUUUAGCUUUGACACUCCUUCUAAGGCGGCCCUUUCUUGCGACUUCACGUGCUUUACUGGAUCUGAAGACAUCUCAGGGGAUAUGGAAGCCUGGAAAAUGGUAACCAGUGGAACUUUUGACCUCCAUGUACUGCCAGGAAAUCACUUUCAUCUUAUGGAACCUGCCAAUGACAACUUCAUCAGGAACUACGUAACCAAGUGUCUAGAAUUGUCUUCGCUCGCCAACUUUUAGCUAGUGUUCUUUUUGGCCUUAAAAUAGUCAAAAGUGUUGGGCCAGGCAUGGUGAUGCGUGCCUGUAAUACCAGCACUUGGGAGUCUAAGGCAGCAUGAUUGCAAGUUCAAGGGCAGCCUGGGCUACAUAGCAAGACUGUCUGAAAAAUCAAAAGCGGGGGUGUGCUGCGGAUAUAGCUCAGCGAUACAAGCACCUGCCUGGCAAGCACAAGGUCCUGAGUUCAAUUCCCAGUACCAAACAAACAAACAACCAAACAACAAAAAAAAGGUAGGGGGCGAGCAUAUACUGUCCUCAUCGUUAUUCAGACCCAGCUCCUUAGUUUUAUUCAGUUUGGAAAUUAUACAUCUCCUAAGAGUGAUUUGUUCACAUAUUAAUGGAUCAUUCCAUGGAAAAUUUAUGUAUCUAGGGAUAAAAGACAAACAGGUAAAGAAUUCUUCUGGCAGUCUUUUAUCUUUGCACUUGACAUUCGGUUGAUUCUCAUCUGUAGGGAGGUUGGCAACAAUUUGCUUAGCAAAGUACCUGUUUUAUGCUUUGAUAAUCAUUAUCGUUACUAUUUUGCAGUGCUAGAGAUUGAACCCAAGGCCUCAUGCACGCCAGGCAGACGUCCCACCACUGUACCGUCCCCAGGCAAGCACUCCAUGCACAUCCCCAGCCCCUGCAGCUAUUUUCAUGGUGCAAGUGAUUGACGGGAAAGGUAUGCAAUUAAAAUCACUGUUUUAGCAACUCGCUAGACCCGAGGCUUGAUCUUGUUUUUGACAUGUACUGGAGUACUUACUACUUAAUAGAGUAUGAUCUACUGCUUUAUUAAACAAUUCCUGUCUGCA
Molecule: messenger RNA, 1725 nt
Organism: Chinchilla lanigera (long-tailed chinchilla)
Lineage: Eukaryota; Metazoa; Chordata; Mammalia; Rodentia; Chinchillidae
Gene: Olah
Product: oleoyl-ACP hydrolase
Exons: 7
Coding region: 104-901 (265 amino acids)
Biological process (GO): lipid biosynthetic process
Source: RefSeq, a predicted model, not a curated record